UUCUCAUCCUAUGAGAAAUAUCUUAUAUAUGUAACAAGCACUGCUGCUGUUGUCAGUUUUCAUUAGGUUAGAGUCCAGAGUAGAGAGAGUGUCAGGAGACUGGAGAGCAGUAGAGGAGAGGGAGUGAUAGAGUAAGAGACAGCAAAGAAAAAGAAGCAACAGACGCAGAGUAGUAGUAUUGGUAGAAAUGUUGAACAUGAGGGAAAAGGACGCCGACGGUGCAGUAGUGCCAACAACGACGAUUGUGAUGGCGUUGAUGCUCUGCACAUUUAUAUCACCACCCAUGUUAAUGGGUGUUUCUGCUUCGCAGAGAACAAGAAUGAUGGUGCCAGAAACCCAAGAGCAGCACAGACGGAAUCUGCUUGCCAAUGGGCUUGCAUUGACUCCUCCCAUGGGGUGGAAUAGUUGGAAUCACUUCAACUGCAAAAUUGAUGAGAAAAUCAUCAAAGCAACCGCUGAUGCUCUGAUUUCCACCGGGCUCUCUAAACUUGGAUAUACCUACGUUAACAUUGAUGAUUGCUGGGCCGAAAUUGCUCGUGAUGACAAGGGUAAUCUAGCGCCCAAGAAAUCAACCUUUCCAUCAGGCAUUAAAUCUCUUGCGGAUUAUGUCCACAGUAAGGGUCUUAAGCUAGGAAUCUACUCAGAUGCAGGGUAUUUUACUUGCAGCAAAACAAUGCCUGGUUCACUUGGCCAUGAAGAACAAGAUGCCAACACAUUUGCUGCUUGGGGAAUUGAUUAUUUGAAGUAUGAUGACUGUUAUAAUGAUGGCUCAAAGCCAACUGCUGGAUAUCCUGUAAUGACCCGAGCUCUGAUGAAAGCAGGCCGUCCCAUAUUCUUUUCUCUUUGUGAUGGGGGAUAUAUGCACCCUGCUCUAUGGGGUGCUAAAGUAGGAAAUAGUUGGAGAACUACUAAAGACAUUUCCGAUACAUGGGAAAGUAUGGUCUCUAGAGCAGACAUGAACGAAGUUUAUGCUGAAUUUGCCAGACCUGGUGGUUGGAAUGAUCCCGACAUGCUUGAAGUGGGGAAUGGAGGAAUGACAAAAGAUGAAUAUGUAGUCCAUUUUAGCAUAUGGGCCAUUUCUAAGGCUCCCCUUCUUCUUGGUUGUGAUGUGAGGAAUAUCACAAAAGAGACAAUGGAGAUCGUUGCAAAUAAAGAAGUUAUCUCUGUAAACCAAGAUCCACUUGGUGUGCAAGCCAAAAAGGUCAGAAUGGAAGGAGAUCUUGAGGUUUGGGCUGGUCCGCUCUCAGGCUACAGAGUAGCUUUACUCCUUGUCAACCAAGGCCCUUCGCGAACUUCCAUUACAGCUAACUGGGAUGAUGUUGGAAUCCCCACAAACAGUGUUGUUGAAGCAAGAGACCUUUGGGAGCACAAGACAUUGAAGGCACGAUUUGUUGGAAACUUGACAGCCACCGUGGGCUCUCAUGCAUGCAAAAUGUAUGUUUUGAAGCCAGUCUCGUAACCAUGAGUUUAGUUGGAUUGGAAUGUUGAUGUUGCUGUUGAUCUGUCGACCGCCCAACUAUAUAUCUAAUGUCACGCUCAUGGUUUACUAUCCACGAGUUCCUAUUUGGCAUUUUCCCAAAACUUGAUUUCCAAUUAAUAAGAAUAUGGAAGAGGCAAAGCUCCUCUUCUCCACUGAUUUAUGUGUAUCUUCCCAUUUUCUGGUGGAUGGACAUAAGGAAUGAGUAAAUCUUACGCAAUGUGAUCUUUUUCUAUUUUGAGUCUA
This is a messenger RNA of Prunus mume (Japanese apricot), 1723 nucleotides long. RefSeq names its product alpha-galactosidase 1-like. Gene Ontology annotation, biological process: carbohydrate metabolic process. Gene Ontology annotation, cellular component: plant-type cell wall. Lineage: Eukaryota; Viridiplantae; Streptophyta; Magnoliopsida; Rosales; Rosaceae. The record is from RefSeq and is a predicted model, not a curated record. Gene Ontology annotation, molecular function: hydrolase activity, hydrolyzing O-glycosyl compounds.